AUUUUUAUAGCUGACUCAACACUAAACUUAUGUUUCAACAGUAAACCGUGAAAUUGUCCUGUCUUUUAGCUUGAGAUUUUGUAGGAAUAUGUGGACUUAUUGACUGCACUACCAACGGUCACUCCACUUCCGCCGUAGUAACGCUCAGGGCGGACAUCAGAGCAGCCUGUAGAGACAGACCUGUCCUGGCCAGGCCAACAUUCCAAGCCGAAUUGACCUCAGCCUCUGUCAAGCACUGCGUCAGGAGAUGGAGGUGGCAGAAACAUCUAACCCAUCUUUCAGACGUGUGCUGGUCUUCUGCUUCUUGCUGGUUCCGCUGGUUCGAUGCUCCAAUAAGGUUCUCAAGGAUCCGGGGUUUGAGAUCAAAUGUCAGGAAGUUUACUUGAGAAACAAACUGUCAAGGAUUUCAUGUGCAGCGGAUAAGAACUUAUUUGACGAGAAGUGCACUAUAUGGCGCAGAACUAUUGUAUUUAGAAAAGAUUCCACGACCGACAUUUGUCAAAUUAAGGAUUUGUUCGAUUUAACCAAAUGCGAGACAGAGGAGCCGCUAGAGAGAAGCGUUACCUGUGAACAAAAUGGUAACCAAUGGAUCUACCACUGCUAUUUUAGGGCGACUGGAGAGUACCUAAAUAGUACAGCGUGUUGUACGGUCAGUUGCAAAGGUCACAAAUUUACUCAUGUGAGAAUAAUCACCUCAAACUGUCAGCCUUUCGUAAUUGUGAAUGAAACGUUAACAACCGCACCACCACCACCAGCUAAACCACUCCCACCAAAGGAAGAAUUUCCCCUAUGGGCAGCAAUUCUCAUUGCACUUGGCAUUGCCGGUUUGAUUGCAUUGGUGGCGUUCCUAGUGUGGAGAAAACGUCGGCAGGCCCAAGGUCCCGUACAAGCUCCAGAAGGAGGAGCGGCUCAAGGAGAAGGUGAAGGAGAAGGUGAAGGUGAAGGAGAAGGUGAAGGUGAAGGUGAAGGAGAAGGAGAGGAAGCUGAAGGGGCAAGUGCCGAAGAGUCACAACAACCAGAAGAAGCAUCAGAAGGUGGAGGAGAAGCACCAGCGGAGGAGUAAAGAAACGGAUUUUUAACGAAACAUCGCAACAACCGCUGUGACAAGAAGGGAGGGAGCAGCUCCAUCAUUAGAACAGAAAUGUGAUAAAAACUGAUUUGUUUACACGUACACUUGAUUACGAGUUACCAGCUUGUCGUAAUAGGAUGAUAGUACAGGCAACAACAACAUCUUGUGUGUAUACAUCAAAGGGUAUGUCACAGCGAUGUCCGCAUUGUUUAGCUAGGUCUCAAUGAUAAAGUCUGUAUUGUUUAGUCUCAAUGAUAAAGUCUGUAUUGUUUAGCUAGGUCUCAAUGAUAAAGUCUGUAUUGUUUAGUCUGGUCUCAAUGAUAAACUCUGUAUUGUUUAGCUAGGUCUCAAUGAUAAACUCUGUAUUGCUUAGCUUGGUCUCAAUAAAAGCCUGUAUUGUUUAGCUAGGUCUCAAUGAUAAAGUCUAUUGUUUAGCUAGGUCUCAAUGAUAAACUCUGUAUUGCUUUGCUAUGUCUCAAUGAUAAAACCUGUAGUGUUUAGCUAGGUCUGAAGGAUAAACUCUGUAUUGCUUAGCUUGGUCUCAAUGAUAAAGUCUGUAUUGCUUAGCUAGGUCUCAAUGAUAAAGUCUGUAUUGCUUAGCUAGGUCUCAAUGAUAAACUCUGUAUUGCUUAGCUAGGUCUCAAUGAUAAACUCUGUAUUGCUUAGCUAGGUCUCAAUGAUAAACUCUGUAUUGCUUAGCUAGGUCUCAAUGAUAAACUCUGUAUUGCUUAGCUAGGUCUCAAUGAUAAAUGCUUUAUAGUUGAGCACGGUCUUAGUGGUGGAGUGCGUAGUCUGUCAUUGGAAUACAUUAACGCCGCAAUCAGUGUCAAAGCCGCAUUAAACUUUAGAAAGUGUUACAAGUAAACCUCGAUCCGGAUGAAAGAAAGUUUUUUACAUAGGGUUGUAAGCAAAACAAAGUAAUCCACAAAAGUAUGCCGUUUGUGAAAACUGUGAUAUUUGUCAAAAAUCUACAAGCGUACCGCUCUGGCUGUAAUCAUAGGGAGGUAAACAUAUCUCCUCUAGAAAUGUGAGACAAUAUUCUCACUCCCUGUUUAUCAUUUGUGCUGCUGUACUAAUGCACUCCUUCAUCAGAAAUACUUGUAUAACUUAAGUCUAUGCUAACAUAUGUAUUAACUAAAGGUACACUGUUCACACACGUGGCUAACUAUCUAUAUCUAUCCAUACACUAUAUUGUUGAUCAACCCCUGUUAUGCAGUUUAAAAAUGACUUCUGUAUACCACACGGCAGGCCUCUGUCAGAGAGCUCCAGAGUGUUUGAUAUUAAAGUAUACAGAAAGUCCACAAAUA
Messenger RNA from Pomacea canaliculata, 2376 nucleotides. RefSeq lists its product as uncharacterized. The record is from RefSeq and is a predicted model, not a curated record. Lineage: Eukaryota; Metazoa; Mollusca; Gastropoda; Architaenioglossa; Ampullariidae. The transcript has 9 exons. Bases 248 to 1063 code for a protein of 271 amino acids.